Messenger RNA from Chaetura pelagica (chimney swift), 3039 nucleotides. RefSeq names its product ZPR1 zinc finger (gene ZPR1). Lineage: Eukaryota; Metazoa; Chordata; Aves; Apodiformes; Apodidae. The record is from RefSeq and is a predicted model, not a curated record. Gene Ontology annotation, molecular function: zinc ion binding. The transcript has 25 exons. The coding region runs from base 1 to 3039 and encodes 1012 amino acids. Gene Ontology annotation, cellular component: nucleus; cytoplasm.
AUGGCUCUGAAGGUGGCCACCCUGGCCCUGAUGCUCCUGGUGGUCUCAGGGGCCCAGGCUGAUGUGAACCCGGACGAGGUGGCCAGCGUGCUCUGGAAAUACUUCACUGAGAUUGGCAGCAACGCCAAGUUGCCCCAGGAAGGCAGGUUCCCACAAGGCCCCUCCCUGCUGCAGGGGGUGACGCGGCUGCUGCUCACCAGGAUCCCCUUCUUCAAAGAGAUCAUUGUCAGCUCCUUCGCCUGUGACAGCUGCUCCUGGUCCAACACUGAGAUCCAGUCAGCGGGCAGGAUCCAGGAGCAGGGUGUGUGCUACACCCUGGCUGUCACCUCCCGGCAGGACAUGAACAGGGAGGUGGUGAAGACUGACUGUGCCACAGCUCGGAUUCCUGAGCUGGACUUUGAGAUCCCUGCCUUCACCCAGAAGGGAGUCCUGACCACCAUUGAAGGGAUAAUCAACAGAGCUGUCACUGGCCUGGAGCAGGACCAGCCCAUCCGCAGGGCAACAGAUGAAGAGGUGGCAAGGAAAAUAGACGAGUUCAUCAGCAAACUGAAGCAGCUGAAAGAAGUACAUUCCUCCUUCACCUUUAUCAUAGAUGAUCCUUCAGGGAACAGCUUCGUGGAGAACCCCCACGCGCCGCGCAAGGACGAGGCCCUGGUGGUCACUCACUACAGGAGGAGCCCCCAGCAGGCUGCCAUGCUGGGGCUGCAGGGAGAGGAUCUGACUGAGAAGGCAGCGGAUCCUGCCGAGGAUCUGAGAAACGAGGUGCUGCAGUUCAACACCAACUGCCCUGAGUGCAAUGCUCCAGCCAGCACCAACAUGAAGCUGGUCCAAAUCCCACACUUCAAGGAAGUGAUUAUCAUGGCCACAAACUGUGACUCCUGUGGGCACAGGACGAAUGAGGUGAAGUCUGGGGGAGCAAUCGAGCCACAAGGCACCAGGAUAACCCUUCGGAUCACAGACCCUUCUGACAUGACAAGGGACAUCCUAAAGUCAGAGACCUGCAGCGUGGAGAUCCCAGAGCUGGAGUUUGAGCUGGGGAUGGGAGCUCUGGGGGGGAAGUUCACCACUCUGGAAGGGCUGCUGAAGGACAUCAAAGAGCUGGUGGAGAGAAACCCCUUCACCCUGGGGGACAGCUCUGCACCUGGCAAGACAGAGAAGCUGCAGGAGUUCAUUGGGAAGCUGCAGGAGAUCAUAGAGGGAAGGAGGAAUGUUCACUUCAUCAUGGAUGACCCUGCAGGCAACAGCUAUCUUCAGAACGUCUACGCCCCGGAGGAGGACCCGGAGCUGCAGGUGGAACGUUACGAGCGCACGUUUGACCAGAACGAGGAGCUGGGGCUGAACGACAUGAAGACAGAGGGGUACGAGGCUCCGGGCCGGAUCCGGAUCGUGGAUGACGAUGUCAGCUGGAACAGCAUCGCAGUCACCCAGGAGAAGGAGGAGGAGGAGGACGAAGCUGACAUGCCUGUGGUGGCAGAAUUCAUCGAUGAGCGUCCGGAUGAGGUGAAGCUCAUGGAGGAAUUCAGGACAAAUGCUAAAUGGAAGCUCUUAGGAGACCAGAAUGAAGACUCCCAGAGUUCAGAUGUUUCAGUACCUGCCACGUCUACCCUGAGGCGGCAGCGCCACGACUCCCCGGACACGCAGCGCCACGACUCCCCGGAUCUGUCCCCUCCCAGGAGGGAGAGGAACGUUUCCCCCAACCUCCUGCCUCCCAGGAGGCAGCGCCACGACUCCCCAGACCUCUCCCCACCCAGAAGGAAGCCAAAUGUCUCCCUGGAUCUCUCUCCUCCCAGACGGAAGCGCCACGACUCUCCGGACCUGUCGCCUCCCAGGCGGCAGCGCCACGACUCUCCUGAUGUCUCUCCAAAAAGAGCCAGUUCAGCAGUGGGGAAAAAGGGCUGGAAAAGCACGGAGCAGUGUCAGCCCAGGGGUGUCCCAGGGGAGCAGUCCCAGCUCCAACGUGGUGCCUCUGACAGGUCCUCGUGGCGCCAGAAGCGCCUGCCCACCCCUGACCUGUCUCCCCCGCGGAAGAAGAGACACGAUUCCGACCCAGAUGUGUCACCACCUGCAAGGAAGAGGACAGGGUCACCUGGAAUGAAAAGGCAGAGCAGAACAAAAGAUGCUUCUCCAGCCACAAAGAAGCUGAGACCCGUGUCCUCCCCUCAGAGGUGCCCGAGGCGCGACUCCCGCUCUCCGUCCCCACGGAGGGGUUCCCGGGCGGCCUGGGAUGCAGCCCAGGGGCCAGGCCAUGGACACAGUGAUUCCCCAAAGCCUGCUCCUCUCAAAGGGAAUCGCAGCAGGUCUCCAGACUCUGACCUGUCCCCUCCACGGUGGGCUCUGCCAGCUGGCAGGGAGCAGCACAGUUCCAGGAGCCCCCCUGACCUCUCUCCUCCUCGGCACCGGGAUGCUAAGGGAUCUCCCAAGAAGGCAAAUGCAAACGUGAUGUUCUCGGGGGUUAAAGCUGGCCUGGUGUCAGCUGAUGUGCUGCGGAGGGAACAGCAGGAGCUCAGAAGGCAGGAGAGAAAUAACAAGCACUUGGAAGAGGAAUCCAGGCACUCUGAGACCGUCUUCCGAGACAAGUCGGGCCGCAAGCGGGACCUGGCGCAGGAGCGGCUGGAGCAGAGGAAGAAAGAAGAGGCCAAGUCUGAGAGGGAUGAGCAGUAUGCCAAGUGGGGAAAGGGGCUGGCGCAGGGGAGGCAGCAACAGCAGAACGUGGAAGAUGCAAUUAAAGAGAUGCAGAAGCCCCUGGCUCGUUAUAUUGAUGACCAGGACCUGGAUAGAAUGCUGAGAGAACAAGAGAGAGAAGGGGACCCCAUGGCUGACCUCAUCAAGAAAAGGAAGGCCAAAGAGAACAAAGAAAAGAAAGAAAAACCCCGGUACAAUGGACCAGCCCCUCCACUCAACAGGUUUAAUAUAUGGCCUGGGCAUCGCUGGGAUGGCGUGGACAGGUCCAACGGCUUCGAGCAGCAGCACUUUGCCAGGAUAGCCAACAGGAAGGCCGUUCAGGAGCUGGCCUACAAGUGGAGCGUGGAGGACAUGUAG